CCGGAAUAACCUGGAGCGGAGGCCAAUCUGGGCGCAGCUUUGCCUCAACAGCGUCUCGAGGGUGCGACGUCAUCAGUGAGCGUCGACCUGUGUUGGAAGCUGAUUUACUAGAAACCGUCGUGCAAGGAGGGAAGUGGCCUCAGGAUGUCUCUGGCAGACGAGCUCCUGGCUGACCUUGAGGAGGCGGCCGAAGAGGAGGAAGGAGGAAGCUAUGGGGAAGAAGAAGAGGAGCCAGCGAUUGAGGACGUGCAGGAGGAGACGCAGCUGGACCUUUCCGGAGAUUCGGUUAAGAGCAUCGCCAAGCUGUGGGACAGCAAGAUGUUUGCUGAGAUCAUGAUGAAGAUUGAGGAGUAUAUCAGCAAGCAAGCCAAAGCUUCAGAAGUGAUGGGACCAGUGGAGGCGGCCCCUGAAUACCGGGUCAUUGUGGAUGCCAACAACCUGACCGUGGAGAUCGAGAACGAGCUGAACAUCAUCCAUAAGUUCAUCCGGGAUAAGUACUCAAAGCGGUUCCCCGAACUGGAGUCACUGGUCCCCAACGCGCUGGAUUACAUCCGUACGGUCAAGGAGCUGGGUAAUAGCCUGGACAAGUGCAAGAACAAUGAGAACCUGCAGCAGAUCCUGACAAACGCCACCAUCAUGGUCGUCAGUGUGACUGCCUCCACCACGCAGGGACAGCAGCUGUCAGAGGAGGAGCUGGAGCGGCUGGAGGAGGCCUGUGACAUGGCACUGGAGCUGAGUGCCUGCAAGCACCGCAUCUACGAGUACGUGGAGUCACGCAUGUCCUUCAUCGCACCCAACCUGUCCAUCAUCGUUGGGGCAUCCACAGCCGCCAAGAUCAUGGGGGUGGCCGGCGGCCUGACCAACCUCUCCAAGAUGCCCGCCUGCAACAUCAUGUUACUGGGCGCCCAGCGCAAGACGCUGUCUGGCUUCUCGUCCACCUCCGUGCUGCCCCACACCGGCUACAUCUACCACAGCGACAUCGUGCAGUCCCUGCCCCCGGAUCUCCGGCGGAAAGCGGCCCGGCUCGUGGCUGCCAAGUGCACGCUGGCAGCUCGUGUGGACAGUUUCCACGAGAGCACAGAGGGGAAGGUUGGCUACGAACUCAAGGAUGAGAUUGAGCGCAAGUUCGACAAGUGGCAGGAGCCCCCGCCUGUGAAGCAGGUGAAGCCACUGCCUGCGCCCCUCGAUGGGCAGCGCAAGAAGCGAGGUGGCCGCAGGUACCGCAAGAUGAAGGAGCGGCUGGGGCUGACCGAGAUCCGGAAGCAGGCCAACCGCAUGAGCUUUGGGGAGAUUGAAGAGGAUGCCUACCAGGAGGACCUGGGCUUCAGUCUGGGCCACCUGGGCAAGUCGGGCAGCGGGCGCGUGCGGCAGACACAGGUGAACGAGGCCACCAAAGCCAGGAUCUCCAAGACACUGCAGCGGACCCUGCAGAAGCAGAGUGUAGUAUACGGCGGGAAGUCUACCAUCCGAGACCGCUCCUCAGGGACUGCCUCCAGCGUGGCCUUCACCCCGCUCCAGGGCCUGGAGAUUGUGAACCCACAAGCAGCCGAGAAGAAGGUGGCCGAGGCCAAUCAGAAAUAUUUCUCCAGCAUGGCUGAGUUCCUUAAGGUCAAGGGCGAGAAGAGUGGCAUCAUGUCCACCUGAGGGGCAGUGCCCUAGGUGGCUGCCCGCUGAAGGGACACAGAGGCCCCGCGAAUCUGAAGGGGUCGGGGUCAGGGCUGGGAGGUUCCUGCAGGGAAAGCUGCGCCGCCACUGGCAGGCGCCCAGACUGUUCAGGGAGGUACGGAGGGAGGCCCAGACCCCAGCACCAAGACUGCUGCCCCAUUCCAGGGGGACAGAGCCAGUCUUCACCACACCUCAUCUUUGUUUUAACUGGGAGAGGAGAUACUGUUGGGAAAACUGCAAUUAAAAGCACAUUUCCAGGCUCUGUCCCUGGAAGUGACUGUCAGACA
Molecule: messenger RNA, 1952 nt
Organism: Rhinolophus ferrumequinum (greater horseshoe bat)
Lineage: Eukaryota; Metazoa; Chordata; Mammalia; Chiroptera; Rhinolophidae
Gene: PRPF31
Product: pre-mRNA processing factor 31
Exons: 14
Coding region: 145-1644 (499 amino acids)
Biological process (GO): mRNA splicing, via spliceosome; spliceosomal tri-snRNP complex assembly
Cellular component (GO): U4/U6 x U5 tri-snRNP complex; U4 snRNP; precatalytic spliceosome
Source: RefSeq, a predicted model, not a curated record